Messenger RNA from Mercenaria mercenaria, 407 nucleotides. RefSeq names its product cytoplasmic aconitate hydratase-like. The record is from RefSeq and is a predicted model, not a curated record. Gene Ontology annotation, cellular component: mitochondrion; cytosol. Gene Ontology annotation, biological process: tricarboxylic acid cycle; citrate metabolic process. The transcript is spliced from 2 exons. Bases 56 to 301 code for a protein of 81 amino acids. Gene Ontology annotation, molecular function: aconitate hydratase activity; 4 iron, 4 sulfur cluster binding. Lineage: Eukaryota; Metazoa; Mollusca; Bivalvia; Venerida; Veneridae.
UAAAGCUUUGAUAGUGGAAAGUUAUGACAGAAUCCACCGAAGCAAUUUAGUUGGUAUGGGUAUAAUACCAUUCCAGUAUUUAGAUGGUCAGAACGCCUCGAGUCUUGGGUUGACUGGCAAAGAGACUAUCACAAUCGAUCUACCGCAAAAUCUACAGCCUGGUCAAACUGUUGAUGUUAAGUUGAGUGGUGAUCGGACAUUCCAAGUGAAGACACGUUUCGACACUGAAGUGGAAUUAGUAUACUUUAGAAAUGGAGGCAUCCUCAACUAUAUGGUUCGAAAAAUCCUAAAUGCCUCCUAGACGUUAACGGUGCUAAAUCAAAAAUAGGCUAGAUGAUUCCUAGUAAUUACAAUCCUAAUAAAAAGUGGUGAAAUUGUGUCAUAUUUUCCAUUACUCUUUUAAUUGU